Messenger RNA from Closterium sp. Naga37s-1, 807 nucleotides. Lineage: Eukaryota; Viridiplantae; Streptophyta; Zygnematophyceae; Desmidiales; Closteriaceae. The record is from the annotation of a GenBank genome assembly.
AUGUACGCGGAGGGUCGGAACAUCGUCAUUCUCCUCGACAACGCAAGCUCCCACGUCCUCAAGACCGAAGGAGCGACUUCCGAAGACCUUUUCGGCUUUCGGACGCUCUCGCUUGGCAACAUUCGACUGGUGUUCCCCCCGCCGAACACCACGUGCUUCACCCAGCCCCUUGACCAGGGGCUCAUCGCCACCACCAAGGCGAGUCGCAAGAGGAGAUGGGAGGGGCAGAAGAAGAAGAAGAAGAAGAAGAAGAAGAAGAAGAAGAAGAAGAAGAAGAAGAAGAAGAAGAAGAAGAAGAAGAAGAAGAAGAAGAAGAAGAAGAAGAAGAAGAAGAAGAAGAAGAAGAAGAAGAAGAAGAAGAAGAAGAAGAAGAAGAAGAAGAAGAAGAAGAAGAAGAAGAAGAAGAAGAAGAAGAAGAAGAAGAAGAAGAAGAAGAAGAAGAAGAAGAAGAAGAAGAAGAAGAAGAAGAAGAAGAAGAAGAAGAAGAAGAAGAAGAAGAAGAAGAAGAAGAAGAAGAAGAAGAAGAAGAAGAAGAAGAAGAAGAAGAAGAAGAAGAAGAAGAAGAAGAAGAAGAAGAAGAAGAAGAAGAAGAAGAAGAAGAAGAAGAAGAAGAAGAAGAAGAAGAAGAAGAAGAAGAAGAAGAAGAAGAAGAAGAAGAAGAAGAAGAAGAAGAAGAAGAAGAAGAAGAAGAAGAAGAAGAAGAAGAAGAAGAAGAAGAAGAAGAAGAAGAAGAAGAAGAAGAAGAAGAAGAAGAAAUGUGAUGGACAGAUGAGGGGAGGGGAACACGAAGGGUGUAGAGGCGAGUAA